GCCCGGCGCGGCGCGCCGUGCCUCGCGGGCGCUUGGAGCGGCGCCUUCACCCCGAGACUCCGUGCACCUCGUCCGCGCAGAGAUUUUCAAAUACAAUGGCAGCCCCGCGGGGCAGGUCAAAAAAAAGAACAGCCACUUUGGAUCUUUCUCAGGAUAGCCUGCCUCUGAGGAGCUCUGGUAGACAGGCAAAGAAGAAAGCGACAGAGCCAGUAGAUGAGGAUGAAGAUGGCAUGUCAGAGAAGAAGUACAGAAAAUGUGAAAAGGCAGGCUGCACAGCAACGUGUCCUGUGUGCUUUGCAAGUGCUUCUGAAAGAUGUGCCAAAAAUGGCUAUACGUCACGAUGGUAUCACCUUUCCUGUGGGGAACAUUUCUGUAAUGAAUGCUUCGACCAUUACUACAGAAGCCAUAAAGAUGGAUAUGACAAAUAUACUACAUGGAAAAAAAUGUGGACCAGUAAUGGCAAGAUGGAACCUAGUCCCAAAGCAUUCAUGGCUGACCAGCAGCUCCCCUACUGGGUUCAGUGUACAAAACCUGAGUGUAGGAAGUGGAGGCAGCUCACUAAGGAGAUCCAGCUCACUCCACAAAUGGCAAAGACUUACCGAUGUGGUUUGAAACCAAAUACUACUGCCAAGCCUGAGAGCCUAGACCAUUGCUCCCUCCCUGAAGAUCUGAGAGUGUCAGAAGUUUCCAACACUUGGUGGUACUCCAUGCUCAUCCUGCCUCCUUUGCUGAAAGACAGUGUGGCAGCGCCUCUGCUCUCUGCCUACUACCCUGACUGUGUGGGCAUGAGCCCCUCCUGCACCAGUACAAACCGCACAGCCGCUACCACCACUACCUCCACCACCAACAGUGCCAGCCCAGCAACACUGGAACCCUCCAUGGUGGCUCCCUCUGCACUGGUUCCAGGCAUGAACCGGUACUUUCAGCCUUUCUACCAGCCGAAUGAGUGUGGCAAAGCCCUCUGUGUGAGGCCUGAUGUCAUGGAACUAGAUGAGCUCUAUGAGUUUCCAGAAUACUCCCGAGACCCCACCAUGUACCUGGCUUUGAGAAACCUCAUCCUCGCCCUGUGGUAUACAAACUGCAAAGAAGCCCUUACUCCUCAGAAAUGUGUUCCUCACAUUAUCGUCCGGGGCCUCGUGCGCAUUCGAUGUGUUCAAGAAGUAGAGCGAAUCCUUUAUUUCAUGACGAGGAAAGGCCUUAUCAACACAGGAGUUCUCACCGUGGGAGUCGACCAGUAUCUUCUUCCUAAAGACUACCACAAUAAAUCAGUCAUCAUUAUUGGGGCUGGUCCAGCAGGAUUAGCAGCUGCUAGGCAACUGCAUAACUUUGGAAUUAAGGUAACUGUUCUUGAAGCCAAAGAUAGAAUUGGAGGUCGAGUCUGGGAUGACAAAUCUUUUAAAGGCAUCACGGUGGGAAGAGGACCCCAGAUUGUGAAUGGCUGUAUUAAUAACCCAAUAGCACUAAUGUGUGAGCAACUUGGCAUCAGCAUGCAUAAAUUGGGAGAGAAAUGUGACUUAAUUCAGGAAGGUGGAAGGAUAACGGACCCUACUAUUGACAAGCGCAUGGACUUUCAUUUUAAUGCUCUCUUGGAUGUUGUCUCUGAGUGGAGGAAGGAUAAGACUCUGCUCCAAGAUGUCCCUUUAGGAGCGAAGAUAGAGGAGAUCUUCAAGGCUUUUGUGAAAGAGUCGGGCAUACAGUUCAGUGAACUGGAAGGACAGGUGCUUCAGUUUCAUCUCAGUAAUCUGGAGUAUGCCUGUGGCAGCAACCUCCAUCAGGUGUCUGCUCGUUCCUGGGACCACAAUGAAUUCUUUGCCCAGUUUGCUGGUGACCACACUCUACUAACUCCUGGAUACUCUGUCAUAAUUGAAAAACUGGCUGAAGGACUAGACAUUCGGCUCAGAUCUCCAGUGCAGAGCAUUGAUUAUACUGGAGAUGAAGUGCAGGUUGCCACGAUGGAUGGUGCAGGGUAUUGUGCACAAAAGGUUUUAGUCACAGUGCCACUGGCUAUACUACAGAAAGGAGCCAUCCAGUUCAAUCCACCAUUGUCAGAGAAGAAGAUGAAGGCCAUCAACAGCUUGGGUGCAGGCAUCAUUGAAAAGAUUGCUUUGCAGUUUCCAUACAGAUUUUGGGACAGUAAAGUCCAAGGGGCCGAUUUCUUUGGUCACGUUCCUCCCAGUGCCAGUCAGCGAGGGCUCUUUGCUGUGUACUAUGACAUGGAUCCCGAGAAGCAGCAGAGCGUGCUAAUGUCGGUGAUCGCAGGGGAGGCUGUAGCAUCCCUCCGGACCCUGGAUGACAAGCAGGUGCUGAAGCAGUGCAUGGCCACCCUGCGGGAGCUGUUCAAAGAACAGGAAGUCCCAGAUCCCACAAAGUACUUUGUCACUCGGUGGAGCACAGAGCCAUGGAUCCAGAUGGCUUACAGUUUUGUGAAGACAUUUGGAAGUGGUGAGGCCUACGACAUCAUAGCCGAGGAAAUACAAGGAACUAUCUUUUUUGCUGGCGAGGCAACAAAUAGGCAUUUCCCACAGACUGUUACUGGAGCAUAUUUGAGUGGUGUUCGAGAAGCAAGCAAGAUUGCAGCCUUUUAAAUAGAACUGGCCUGGACUCAGCUUCUGUGCCCCAAAUGGGAACAUGUGAGAUGCAGGUUAAACCUCUAUUUCCUAAGGUGGGGAAUAUUUCUCUGGAUAGCGAAGUUGUAAUGUUUCUAAGUGACAUGAUGAAAUGUCCUCACUUUACUACUCUGAAAGCACUGAUUCUCCAAAUCCUUCUAAGCACUUAGGUUUAAUUGCAUUUUCUAUAGGUCCAACUAGUGCUAAGUCUUCUGAAUUUUGGAAGGCAGAAUAUAACCUUGAGUUGAGACCUUGGAUUAGGAUUCUUCCGUUUGGAGAUGGCCCUUCAGAUUUGACAUUUUGUUUAGCUGUUCAGUUUAAAUCAUUAGCAAGAUAAAGCCAUGUGUUUUUCCCUCUUUCACAGUUUAUCAGUGUCUUUACCAAUGAGCCUUACUACUUUUAUACAGCUCCAACAUCGAGCUUUUCUUAAAAUUUCGGUAGAAUUUUCUUUUUGAUACAACUCUGAUGAAACUUCUAGACUACAUCAUAUUGUAUAUACUUCUUCCAAUUGGAUAUUCAAAGUAUCUUGUGGCAUUUUUAAAUCAGAAAGAAAAUUCCUUAAAAUGGAAGCUUUCGUUUCAUUUGAGCAUGUGGUAUAAAAUGUGGCCAUCAUACUACAGGUAGAGCACAUAGCUGUUCUUAAAGCCACUUGUCUUAUACUAUACUAUAAUUUUGGCAUCUACUAGCAAAGAAAACUUGAGACUAAUUUAACAACCCUUCCCCCUUGUUUAAGUAAAUGUUUGUUUCUAGGAAUACUUUUUGCAUAAUCAUGUCCAGUUUCUCCCAGGCAAGUCCGCAGAACCAUCCUUGUAAGCAUUUUAUAAGCCAUAUUAGCCUGAGAACAUAGCAUUUACUUUUUCCGUAUUUAACAAAGAAAAUAUUGGUUGCAGGGUCUUCCAGAUGCCUACUUUGCCAAGAAACCUGUUUACAGACUUUAAUAAUUCUUUAACAAGGGGGCUAAGAUAACUUUAAAGCCACGUUUUCAAAAUGUUAAGGUAUUUUUGAAAUUUAGAAUUGCUUUGUAAGCAUAAAAUCUUUAUUGAAUGCAUGUAUAGAAGUUUGAUUAUACUUCUCCCACCCCCAAUCACAGUAUAAUAGAAAGCCAGCCAAACAGCUGUGCAUUUCUGAGUUAGCAGUUAGAGCAUUGAUAGCUAAGUGGUUUAGACUCAUUGGUACUGAUUAGGAAGUGUUCUGUAUUAAAACGUUCAAAUAGCACGUUUGAAAUGGUUCACAAUAUUACUUGUUUUUGGGCACUUAAAUUUAAAUGUGAAGCCAUGCUUCAAGUAGGAGAAAACCCAAUAAAGGUGUAUUUAAUUUUUUUUCCCUGUCUCAGUGACCUACUUGGACAUUUUGUUCCUUAAGGAACCUAUGUGCUUUUGAGUUUCUCUAAAUGUUUUUUGGUCUAAAUGUUUUUUGGUGUUGUGAAUUUUACAAACUGGGCAGUCGUGAUAUAUACACCAGAAAGUGAUAUAAAUAGUCCUGAAUAGCUGGGUAUGUAAAACUGCUUAAUAAAAACCAGACUUUUUCAAAUGCUGUUUGCAUGUGCACUUACUAAGUAGGUCCACUAUCACCAAGAAUUUCCACACACCUGAAAUGAAAUGUUAACUAACUUUGAGCAGGGGCGGGGAACCUUUUCUGCCUAUCACAAGUAGACAGGAUGAGGGCAGCCAGUAAAGAAGCAUGUCCCCAUCUUGUACCAAAUGGCCUAUGGCAAGUUAAGUUAAUAUCACAUAUAAGAUUUAAAACACCAUUGGUUUUUAUUAACAAGGUUUAUUCAAUUAAAAUAAAAGGCCAAUUUUUAGGGCUGUUGUUUAUUCUGUUCACUUUGUUUUAAUCAAGUAUACCUUUCCCUAAUGUCAUAUAUGUGUCUAUGAAAUAUACUUUUCAUGUAGUUCUUAUUAUGUAAAUGUUUUUAAGCAUUCAAAUUUUACAUCAAAUAUUUGUCAUAAGCAGCAUAUUAAAAUUUAAAGAGUAACUUAAAAGACAAAAUUCUUUUAAAUUUGGGGUAGUCCAUAUUUUUCACUUAGAAUCCUGAUUGGCUGAAAUUUAAAACCUGUUACCAGCUUUUGCGUUAACAGCCCUGAUUCCACAAAUCGUAAAUUUCUCCAUUAAAAAUAUUAAAAACUUGAGAAAUACUAUUGUCCAUACAUUUUCUGGCAUUACACCUGGUACUUUUAUCAUAAUUACAAAGGUGGUCAAAAGCA
Molecule: messenger RNA, 4810 nt
Organism: Dipodomys spectabilis (banner-tailed kangaroo rat)
Lineage: Eukaryota; Metazoa; Chordata; Mammalia; Rodentia; Heteromyidae
Gene: Kdm1b
Product: lysine demethylase 1B
Exons: 22
Coding region: 96-2585 (829 amino acids)
Molecular function (GO): protein binding; oxidoreductase activity; zinc ion binding
Source: RefSeq, a predicted model, not a curated record